Plasmodium reichenowi is the source of this 2772-nucleotide messenger RNA. RefSeq names its product heat shock protein 90, putative. NCBI's taxonomy places the organism in Eukaryota, Apicomplexa, Aconoidasida, Haemosporida, Plasmodiidae. The transcript has a single exon. Gene Ontology annotation, cellular component: mitochondrial inner membrane. Gene Ontology annotation, molecular function: ATP hydrolysis activity; ATP binding; ATP-dependent protein folding chaperone. Gene Ontology annotation, biological process: protein folding. The record is from RefSeq and is a predicted model, not a curated record. Bases 1 to 2772 code for a protein of 923 amino acids.
AUGAGUUUCUCCAAGUUUAUGAAAUGCUCAACACAAUUAAGCAGGAGGCUUUCGAACUUGGAAGGUAAAGGGAGCAUUAACAAAUCAGCAUUUUAUAAUUGUACACGAGAAAAAUGUAGUAUUGGUUGUUUAAAGAAAAAGAUGAAUGUUGACUUAAAGAAAAUAUGUGAGAUUUCAAAAAUGAAUAGAAGAAAUUAUAGUAGUGAAUGUGAAAAUUACGAAUUCAAAGCUGAAACGAAAAAAUUAUUACAGAUUGUUGCACAUUCUUUAUAUACAGACAAAGAAGUAUUCAUUAGAGAAUUAAUAAGUAAUUCAUCAGACGCGAUUGAAAAAUUAAGAUUUUUACUUCAAGCUGGAAAUAUAAAAGUUAGUGAAAAUAUUCCUUUCCACAUAAAGGUAUCAACAGAUGAAGAAAAUAAUUUAUUUAUUAUAGAAGAUAGUGGUGUGGGUAUGAACAAGGAAGAAGUUAUAGAUAAUUUGGGAACUAUAGCAAAAAGUGGAUCAUUGAAUUUUUUGAACAAAUUAAAAGAAAAAAAAGAAAUCUUAAAUAGAGAUAAUAAUAUAAAUAAAAAUCAAAUCCACAACAAUAUUGAUAAUAAUAAUAAUAAAAAUAAUAUCGAUGUUCCUAUUGAAGCUAAUGAAAAAUCUCAAGAAGGAGAUAUUAUAGGACAAUUUGGAGUAGGAUUUUAUAGUUCUUUUGUUGUUUCAAAUAAAGUAGAAGUAUUUACAAGAUCUUAUGAUAAUAAUAAUUCAUCAAUAGGAUAUCAUUGGGUAUCAUACGGAAAUGGAACUUUUACAUUAAAAGAAAUUGACGAUAUACCAAAAGGUACAAAAAUUAUUUGUCAUUUAAAAGAUAGUUGUAAAGAAUUUUCAAAUAUUCAAUAUGUUCAAAAAAUUGUAGAGAAAUUUUCUUCUUUUAUUAAUUUCCCUGUUUAUGUUCUUAAGAAAAAAAAAAUUCAACAAACGAAGAAAGACACACAACAAAAUGAACAAAAUGAACAAAAUGGUCACAUUGGACAAAAUGAACAAAGUGGUCACAUUGGACAAAAUGAACAAAGUGGUCACAAUGAUCACAUUGAACACAAUGAACACAAUGAUCACAUUGAUCACAUUGAACACAAUGAACACAUUGAAUACAAGAAGGAUGAAUGUGAAAAAAAUAUGGAUAAUGUAGAAACAAUUAAUAUGGAUAACCCAACAAAAGAUAAUAUAAAAGCAGAACGUUUAUCAAAACAAAAUGAUUAUGAAAACAUGAACCAAUGUAAUAAUGAAGAAAAUGUAUUAAACACAACCAAAGAAUUAAAUGAAGAACUUAUUGUUGAAGAAAUUUUAGUUAAUAAACAAAAACCAUUGUGGUGUAAAGAUAAUGUUACAGAAGAAGAACAUCGAAAUUUUUUUAAUUUUUUAAAUAAAAAUAAAUCAUAUAAUGAAGAUAAUAAAAGUUAUUUAUACAAAAUGUUAUAUAAAACAGAUGCACCAUUAUCUAUUAAAAGUGUUUUUUAUAUUCCAGAAGAAGCACCAUCUAGACUUUUUCAACAAUCAAAUGAUAUCGAAAUAUCUUUAUAUUGUAAAAAGGUAUUAGUUAAAAAAAAUGCAGAUAAUAUAAUACCAAAGUGGCUCUAUUUUGUUAAAGGUGUUAUAGAUUGUGAGGAUAUGCCCUUAAAUAUUAGCAGAGAAAAUAUGCAAGAUAGUUCCUUAAUCAAUAAAUUAUCUAGAGUUGUUGUUAGUAAAAUAUUAAAAACAUUAGAAAAAGAAGCAGAUCUGAAUGAAGACAAAUAUUUAAAAUUCUAUAAAAAUUAUAAUUAUAAUUUAAAAGAAGGUGUUUUAGAAGAUUCAAAUAAAAAUCAUUAUAAAAAUAGUUUAAUGAAUUUAUUAAGAUUCUAUUCAAUAAAUCAAAAUAAAUUUAUAUCUUUAAAACAAUAUAUAAACAAUUUUAAAAAUAAUCAAAAAAAUAUUUAUUAUUUCUCAGCAAAUGAUAAAAACGUAGCAUUAAAUUCACCAUAUAUGGAACCAUUCAAAAAACAAAAUAUAGAUGUAUUAUUAUUACUAGAAGAAAUCGAUGAAUUUGUUCUUAUGAAUUUACAAUCAUACAAAGAUUCCAAAUUUGUUUCUAUCGACACUUCUCAAAAUGAAGAUUUUGAUGAAGCUGUAUUCAAUACAAAUCAAAAUGAUAAUGAACAAAAAAAAUCCAUUUUCUUUAAUGAUGAACAAAAAAAAGAAUUACAAGCUUAUUUUAAACAAGUAUUAGGUUCUAAAUGUUCAGAUGUUAAAUUUUCAGAAAGACUAACAACAUCUCCAGCAGUUGUUACUGGAUUCUUAUCACCUACUUUGAGAAAGGUAAUGAAAGCCACUAUGAAAAAUUCAGAUUUUAAUGAUAAUACUACUAAUAGUAAUAAUAUGAAUAUGUUUCAAAAUCUACCGGCAACAUUAGAACUUAAUCCUUCACAUACUAUAGUUACAUCUAUAUAUCAUCUAAAAAAUACGAAUCAGGACGUAGCCAAAUUAUUAGUUCAACAAUUGUAUGAUAAUGCAUGCAUAGCAGCGGGGAUAUUAGAAGACCCACGUUCUCUUCUAAGUAAGUUAAAUGAACUCUUGGUAUUAACAGCUAGAUAUGCAUACCAUUAUGAAAAAAAAGAUAUACAAGAAAAUACAAACGAUCAACCAAUAGAUCUAAAGGAUAAUACUAUCUCUAUAGAUGAUACUCUUAACACGAAACAGAAUAAUACAAAUGGGGACUCUCUCAUGAAGGAAGCUCAGUCAUCCAACCUAUAA